Molecule: messenger RNA, 470 nt
Organism: Nematolebias whitei (Rio pearlfish)
Lineage: Eukaryota; Metazoa; Chordata; Actinopteri; Cyprinodontiformes; Rivulidae
Gene: gpha2
Product: glycoprotein hormone subunit alpha 2
Exons: 4
Coding region: 1-444 (147 amino acids)
Biological process (GO): cell surface receptor signaling pathway
Cellular component (GO): extracellular region
Molecular function (GO): hormone activity; hormone receptor binding
Source: RefSeq, a predicted model, not a curated record
AUGAAUGGAGUGAAAACACCUGGACAAAAUGACAACUGGGAACAGAUGUUGCCAUUCACCCUCUUCCACAUCUGCCUGCUGAUCUCGCUGCUGCUGCUCCUCUCGCCUCUCGCCUGGAGCUACGAUGGCCUCACCCCAGGGUGUCACCCAUAUCCCUUCAACGUGACCAUCCGCAGUGACCGGCGAGGCACCUGUAAAGGCACCCAUCAGGUGUACGCUUGCGUGGGUUACUGCGAGUCCAGCGCCUUCCCAUCCAGAUACUCGGUCCUGGUGGCCUCCAACUUCACGCACAACAUCACCUCCGCAUCACGAUGCUGCACCAUCAGCAAGGACGCCAAGGUCAAAGUUCGUCUGGAUUGCCCUCGAGGUCGUCAUCACGACGAAAUAGAGAUCCUGACAGCGAAGGCGUGUCGCUGCGACAUGUGCCGCAAAUCCCGCUACUAACGUUUCGUGACAGAACGCCUCAAGGC